GUCAAAUCAACUCAAAUCAACUCAACUCGACUCAACUCGAUCCAUUCACUACACUCUACAAUCUGAAUGCUAUGAGUAUUGACUGCGUACUGGAAAUACUGUCGCUACAAUAAUCUUCUUUUAUACUUUCCAGAAGGUCCACCUAGGUAAUUUAACAAAAUGUUAUGACACUACAUUGUCUUUGCAUCUAUGAGUUGGUGAGAUUGUGAUUUCAGAUUCACAGAUUCAUAUUCGGAUUUGAUAUUACAACACCGGGUAUCAAAUCCACAGCAAUCAACUUCAUCAUGACUCUCUUGCGAGGCUGGCUUGCCCAAAAUAUUGAACAAUCGUUGGAAGAAGCACUGGUUUGGCUGAAAUCAACGUGUGUGGCACAUGAAAAUUCCUACAAGUCUCACGAACAAUUCUCUUACGAGCAGGAAAGACUCUCCAUCAAGCUGGAAAAGCCUGGAUUGAUUCAUCUGAUAAGUGACAGCAAGGCGCAGGAUUCAAUGCAGUCUAUGAUGGUAUCUGAUGGUACCACUAAGAUCGCAGCAAUAUUCCAACAAGACUUUCUGAAUCGCUAUUUGGAGAAGCACAAAAGGACACUGGGCGAGUUUAUUGGAGAAACUCUAGCGGCGGAGAAGUUGCAAUUGAAUGUUUCUGGCUCAGCACGUGCUGUAGACAUUGGAGGAACCAUUGGUAACAAAUUAGAUGCAAUCAAGGAGUUCCUGAAUGCUGAAAAUCGCGGGAACACUGUUUACCAAAAUUUCGAACUCGAAUCCCAAAACACUUCAACACCUUCACAGUCUGUUAUGCUUGCGACACAGGAUCCCGCCAGUAUUUUGGAAUUAAGAAGAGAAAAGAGUACUGUUUCUGAUCUGGAUCGACCAAACCUGCGCACUGCGAAUUCUGAUGUCCUAGCAAUUCUUCAGAAUGGUACGGCCGUUCAAACUGCAGAUGACAGUCCUCAUCUCAGUAAGCUAGAACAACCACUUGACUCGGCCGAUACUACGGAAUUGGCACAGCGACUUUCGCCAAAAUCAAGUUUUGUUGUUGCCGGCAAUUUGGAAACAGGUAAUGAAACGAGACUCAUAAACGAUUUGCAGGUCCAAAAGUCUCCCAGGCCUUCCAUAGACGAACAAAGUAAUGGCAACAAUAGUAUGCCAGGGGAUGGGAGGCCUAAUGCAAACAACAUGACACUCGAGGCUAUGGAACCUUCCAGUGGGAAAAUAUACGAUAAUUCUCCAAUCAACGAAGCAUUGCCAUUUCAGAAAACCCUUUCGUAUAAUCUACACCCUUAUGGUCGUAUUUCAAAAGAACAGAACGACUGGUGCAAGCGUCCGGACUCGGUUGCUUCGUUCUCGGAUGGUCGUAGAUCCACACCAAAUCUACCCCCAGCAAUUUUGAAAUCUCAACUAGCUUUUUACGAGAAUUUGCUCACUACACGAGCUUCAGCUACUGCUGAGAAUGCAGUACAGAGCAGUCAGGCCUCCAAGCCAGACUCGAGCCAGGACACCAUCGAGACGGAAAAUGGGGAUGAUUGCAAGAAUAAUCCCGGUGCCCUUCGUCAGUCGAAAGACACUGAAGAACAUGAAUGUACUCUUGAAAAUCCGCAGUCUAAAGCUCUGCUUGAUAGUGAUGAUGGUCAUCAGUCGGAUAGUGACUCAAGUGACAUGACAGAAGUUAGUUGCCCUAGUCCAGAACGAAAUUCAAGACCUAGACAGGCGAUCGAGGAAAACCACACCUAUCAAAAUUCAAAUGGAAAUCGUACAAACCCACCAAUAGAGCACAGCGAUGAUGAGGAUCAUCAUUUAGAUAGCGAGUUGAGUGAUGCGACGGAAGUUAGCUGCCCUAGUUCAAAACGCAACUCAAGGCCCAGACAAGUUGUUGGGGAAAACGAAAGCAUGAAGCGGAUUGCAGAUCGAGAGAAUUCUCUAACGAUGGAAAAUAGUGACCGAACGCAUAGUUCCGAUAGUUCUGAUGUGCCAGUCUUAGAGGCUCGUCAAGAGACUAUCCCGCAAUCUUCUCCCAAUGUCACAGAAAACAACGCGACUUGUGCCAUUAAGGUCAAAGCAUCUACAGCACCAGUCCCAUACCCAUCUAAUAGUCUUUCCGAUGAUGAGGAACUUGAAAUGGAUAUUCCGCAUGUCUUGGGCGACGAAAUUCGGAGCGAAAAUUCUCCACUUUCUGCUGACGUAGACAAUGGGGUCCAGAGUCGCAAAUCACCUGCAGAUGAUCUCCCACAAUUUUCACAGCAUCAGCUCGAAGCCGCGCAGCGUAAGUCUGAAGUACAGGUCGAAAAGACUCCGAACCACAAAAAAAGGCUGAACACAGAAUUGUUAUCAGAUUUUGUGAUUCCUGGAACUUACAAUAACCCACAAAACGAAACAAUUGAAGACAGUUUAUUUGUCCCCGAAUCCGGUCGAAUCCAGUCACCCACACUUCCGAAAGCACCUUCUCAGAUGAUCGACACAUUCGGUGAGACGCCUCAAGACAAAAACGAGCCAGAUAACUCUAAGAUUCAACACUCUCGUGACCAGCAGGUAUCAUCAAGGCCUAGUGAUCAUAUAGCUUAUCCGAGCGCACCAAGAACUCAGUAUUUCCAAUCUGUACCAAUUCCCAAUCUUGAUGGGGCUAUUUCUGAUGGCUUGCACUCUCCCAGUAGGAGUCCUUCUAUAAGCUUUCUACCAUUAAGCCAGAGUUCUCCAGAGCAAGGGCAUGAUGGGGACCGUCCUGUCAAGCGGCAAAAACUUACAGACCCUCUAGCUCUACAGCAGGUUUUAGGUUUCAGCCAAGAGGAAUCGCCAUAUAAAAACAGGAACGAAAUGGUUAGAGCCAACAGGCGUGAGAUACGAGAGGUCCUACAAAGACGAUCACCAAUGACAGGUUCAGGAAUACUCAGCAAUGAUACCGAGGGAACACAAAAUGUGGCACUUCCAGAAGAUUCCCAAAUGAGCCGCAAUAUAUUCGAGAAAGAUUUACCUGGUUCAGUAAUCUCUGAUCAGACCUUCACACUGUACAAAAACCUACUUCCAGGCCAAUCAUCUCCCCCUUUUAACGGUCGCAACACGGCCACAACUUCAAUUCUACCCGGAAGAACUCGGCCGAGCUCAGAGAAUUCCUACCAGUCGAAACAGCAGCCCACUUUACUCUUUGAGAAGUAUUCUAAUACUUAUCCACGCUACAAGGGUAGUAAGAGACAAUUCAUUUGUGCACUUGUAUAUCUGGAGUGGCUUGAGACCCCCACCAGACAGCCUCGGGCAUCAUUAUGGGAUGAUUUUGUUUGGUUCUAUACUUUGUACAUGGACCAUGUCCUCGACAGUAGAAACAGAUUGAGUGGAAUUAGAUUCUAUAAUGAAUUGGGGAUUUCUGAUCCCUAUUUUACUCGCUCUAAUAACAGAACAGGACCGAUAAUCACUACAGAAAGCCUCAAAGCUGCUUUAUCGCCCGAAUCUCCAGAUUAUGGUGUUAUUGAAGACUUGCGUGGAAAAUACAGAAGCACUGCUUCGCAUCCGCUGAUUGGUCCUGGGAGCAUCAGAGCAAGCUCUGUGAGGCAACAAUCGAGUGAGCUCAAUCCUGUUGCAAACACUGAUACCCCUUUACGGUCAGAAGCCUCUACUCAUAUUGAAAAAUUUGCCUCACAAAAAUCCUCCCAAAGUUCUGAUCGACCGCCAUCAUCAAGAAACGAGGGACUCUCACCAACGUUGCAAAAGAAGAGGCGGAAUCAUUCAAAAACAAUAGCCUCGAGGAACGGAACCCCAGAAGACCUUUCACUGCCAACUGUAGCGUCAAUAUCACAGUCAAAUUCAUCUAAAAUGCCAGAGACAAAUGAGCCGCCAUCAAGGGCUUCAAAAGAACCUGGAAAAGCUCUAGGAAGGUUUUUCGAAACCCCGAGUCAAUUGUCAUUCUUAUCAGAUGUAAGAUCGCCGCCUCAUAACAGUUCCCCGCCUCUUCAAAAUCUGGCAUCACCACAGAGUUUGCGGAAGACUCCGGAUGGUCCAUCAUUAGUACAAACAAACUCUUGUGAGUUGGCAAGCCCAAUUCACAGAGGAACUCCACGUAUCGUGAGUGAAACAGAUUCUUCGAGAAAACGCAGGUCGCAGGAACGUUUAUCAAAAUCCUCUCGUGGAAGAUCAGCAUCUCCACCGCCGCCACGGAAGAUCCAGAAAUAUACGACAGACUCAAAUCUACCGGAGAAGGUUGAUGCAGGCCUCGAAAACCAAGAACAACAAAUGAGCCUUGGAAAAUCAACAAAACUCUCAUCGAUCGCAUCGACCUUCAGUGGUAAGUGGGAAUUUGGCAAGUAUCUCGCGCAAAGACGAAGGGAGAGCGGCGUUCGUCGUUCAAGAUUGACGCCAAGGACUAGCUUCGGCUUGAAGCCAAGAUCUGGCAGGGACAAUAAAGGCUAGCACAUCUAAAAGCGUGCGGGUGGGGGUCGUUCCUUCUUCGAAGCUAGCCCAGUGUUUAAGAAUCUGUACUUAGUAGUUGUGGAGAGAGGCGUGUCAACUCACAAAAGGUUAUCAAUACUCAAGAAUAAUACGAAACACAUUAACAAAUUGUGUUCGAGCACCAAUGUGAGAGAGCUGCUCUGCUAUUCCAUUCAAACAUCGCUGCCCUUAUGGCCCGGGCUCAGGCCAUAAAAUAAAAUCUA
Molecule: messenger RNA, 4630 nt
Organism: Botrytis cinerea B05.10
Lineage: Eukaryota; Fungi; Ascomycota; Leotiomycetes; Helotiales; Sclerotiniaceae
Exons: 4
Coding region: 285-4388 (1367 amino acids)
Source: RefSeq, a predicted model, not a curated record